GUCGGAGUAUUGACGGCAGGAGUGCUUGGAGUGCUCGUUCGAUGAAGAUGAGCAAUGAAGAUUGAGCAUUCAACUGGGCUACCAGCAUUGUUGUAACUUGAUCAUUGCAUCCCCGGCCACCAGAGCUGAUCAUAUGGUUAACCUCUCCAUCCUAUUUAUUUCUUAGUAUUUUGCUUUGCUAUCUAACUACUGGUUUGUGACGUAAACGAAUCUAAUAUAAUAGAUUAGUAGCCCAAACAAACUAUAGGCAAAGAUUAUUGACCUAAGUUGCAAUUUACCACCUUCCCCCCUCUCUCUCCUCCUCUGUUAAUCAAACACCUGUUUUCCAGUUUCCAGCUUCGUUACUCGAAUAUCCCUUGCCGCCUGCCGAGGAAGGGAAGAAAAUGUCGUCGGCGGCGAUUUCUAGUUUCAUACCCUGCGGCCGAGGCGGAAUCUCGGCGACUCCCGGCGAUAUCACCGCCAAUAAUCUCCUCACACUACAACGCACUUUCCCGACUUCUGCUGGUGUUCAGGACCGAGGCUUCUUACUCCAGGAUGAUUGCCACUGGAUUGUUGUCCCUGCUACUUUCAUCAGCGUGGCUUCCUUGUUCUGCAUAGAGGAGGUUGGUGUUCUUAUUGAGGAACCAUUUCCAAUGUUGGUCCUGGAUGAGCUGUGCACUCUGGUUGCCUGAACAUUCAGGAUGCUGUGGCCAAUGAUAAAGCCAUUCAAGCACAUCUUGUCGCAAAAAAGAAGAUCCGGCCUCUUCGUGAGCACUCAGGAACUCACAAUUUUCUUUUCUCUGAUGCUCAAGGAAGAUUGGCAUGAGACUUUGGCUAUGGCAUGUAAUCUGGAUACAGGUGACUACCUUGCGAUGGUGUGUGGUGGUAGGCUCCACUUUGGAAAGAACGACACUGUAGAGUGUAGGGUUUCCUGGGUGCAAGGCAGAAGCAUAAAGUUGUUGGUUGUUACUGCUCAGAUCAAUUUAGUAGUGAGUUGGUUUGGCUACUGUAAAGAAAGACCUGUUGGACUUCGAGCUCCUGACACUACUAAAUUGAUUUGAGUGUAAAUCAAUUUAGUAGUUGCAAGUCCAUCUCGAGCUGUGAUCAUCCGAUUUCAUAAUGCAUGAUUGUUGUUCUUUAGUUUUAGUUCAAUUGGUGAAGCAAGCAUGCGAUAUUGUGAUGCGAUUCUCAUUUAGAGUUGUUUGUGUUGCUUUGUUUUGCUCCAUUGUAUUCUUAGGGCCAACUGUGGAUUAGUUUGGGGUGAUUGCGGACGAUGUUCUGAAAAUACUUAUUAGAGAUGCCAUCAAGGGUGGAAUCAGACAACUUGGUUGUGUUUUGAAGAUUGAGAAACUGUUAGCCAUGUACAGAUCAGUAUAUACUCACGAUAUUGGGCUUUGGUGGAUGGGAGGUGUAGGAAAAAGACUACUCUAGCCUCAACUUGCCAUCAAGGGUCUCUACUAUACUACCCCAGAAGCCUAUUAUCCAGAAAAGUUUCAGGAGGUGGCAUCGUUUCGUAAGGACAACAGUAUGCGGAUAGGUAUUGAUGGGGGUUGAAGAAGGUUCAAUCUUGCGAGCAAUACCAAGCAAGGCAGGGACGCGGAGUCAGAAGUUGCUACUACACUUGACGUCUCUGCAACCUCAGGUACAUGAAUACUGUUGUUUCCUCUUCCCUUAUGACAUGGUAUGGACCACAGAAACAGUUGAAACCAUUCUUCCCAGUAGGAAACAAUGACUUUUUUCUGGUAGGUGUGAAUAUAUACAAUAUACUACU
This is a messenger RNA of Linum trigynum, 1750 nucleotides long. Lineage: Eukaryota; Viridiplantae; Streptophyta; Magnoliopsida; Malpighiales; Linaceae. The record is from the annotation of a GenBank genome assembly.